AGGACGAGUACAAUGCCGCCUGCCCGUCCUCCUCCGCGGCCGCCGACUUCUCGAACGCCAUGUCUGACGCGGAGAACACCAUGAAGGAGUACACCACCAUCGAGGGGGUCAGCAACUUGCUGAGCGGUGGGGCCAGCAGCAUUUUCAGCUCCAUCACGUCGUACUUCCAGAAGGUCUGCGUGACCCAGUGCGGCGUCGAGUUCGACACCGACAACAGCGGCAACUACAGCGGGGUUACAGGUGCGCGGGAAUACGUGUACGAGCCGUCCGCCGACAAGGUCUGGGCCAGCGUCUGGGCGAAGGUCGUCGCCGCGACGGCGACUGGCGAGCCGGGCGAUACCCUCAGGUCGGUGUUUAAGUUCGACGCGCUGUCUUCAGCCAG
Messenger RNA from Prorocentrum cordatum, 382 nucleotides. The record is from the annotation of a GenBank genome assembly. NCBI's taxonomy places the organism in Eukaryota, Dinophyceae, Prorocentrales, Prorocentraceae.